Dermacentor silvarum is the source of this 717-nucleotide messenger RNA. RefSeq lists its product as uncharacterized. The record is from RefSeq and is a predicted model, not a curated record. Lineage: Eukaryota; Metazoa; Arthropoda; Arachnida; Ixodida; Ixodidae. The transcript is spliced from 4 exons. The coding region runs from base 207 to 668 and encodes 153 amino acids.
CCCGUACAGUGUGUCAUUCGCUUUAUAAACCUUCUCGAUGAUGCUGAAAAAAAAUGACAUAUUUUUCUUGUACUUUCUUAUCAACAAUCCAAAGCCGGCUAACUAAAUCGUUACGUGGACGCUGUUGAGAACACGAAAUCGGCGAGUGAAAGCAAGGCGUGCUGGCAUGCCAAGUGGUGCAGAGGCGUGAUUCCGCGACAGCAGUCAUGGACCGCAAACUUCUGCCGCCGGUAGCACAAGAACGCAAGAACCCCGGCGCUACCACGACACAAACCCUAUUGAAGCUACCAGUGAAGCAAGGAAAUGACCUAACGGCCGGCAGUCACCGACGCCGCCGGUCGCUCGUCCCCGUCGCUAUCCCAUCGCGGGCGGGUUACCCAUGGCAGAAAAUUCACUGGGAGGAGGUCGCGAUAUCACGCCGUAAUGCGGCACGGUCUUCCCCCACGCGACGGAGUUACAGCGGGAUACAAAGGAAGCGGAGCCGCCCUCUCCUCAAGCCUUGCACGCCUCCGGAGUUCAUCAGCCAUCCUGUCAAAGCCAACGGCACUGGCAAAAAAGCACAAACAAAAAAUAGAGAUAGAGAGAAAGAGCAAAUACACGCAAGAAGAAACGCCAAAUCUCUGGAUCCCGCAUUGCAUUACUCUGUUCUAUUUAUUUUUCCCGCGUGAUCUCGUAGCACCCGCAGCGCUCGGAGCCGCAGCCAGAUUAAAAAUUUGA